CAUUGUUCGCACCUUUUUGUUCGUCUGUUUCCACUGUUGAACUCUUAUCUCGAUCCAUAUUCUGAGAUCUGGUGGAGUUGCGACGUUAUUCCAUCGGUUUUGCUCUUCUGAUUGUUUCCUUAUAGAUCUGGAGUUGGUGAAACAGGACCUAUAACAGUUUAACAAAGAUGUCGCCUUCUGAUUCGACCCGGGAAGAGAAUGUUUACAUGGCCAAGCUGGCCGAGCAAGCUGAACGCUACGAGGAAAUGGUGGAGUUCAUGGAAAAGGUUGCAAACACAGGCGACACUGAGGAGCUUACUGUCGAAGAGAGGAACCUCUUGUCCGUUGCUUACAAGAAUGUGAUUGGUGCGAGGAGGGCUUCGUGGAGGAUUAUAUCUUCCAUUGAGCAGAAGGAAGAAAGCAGGGGAAACGAGGACCACGUCUCGAUGAUCAAGGAGUACAGAGGCAAGAUCGAAGCUGAGCUCAGCAAGAUCUGUGAUGGCAUUUUGAACCUUCUCGAGUCUCACCUCAUUCCUUCUGCAUCCUCUGCCGAGUCCAAGGUCUUCUACCUCAAAAUGAAGGGUGAUUAUCACAGGUACCUCGCCGAGUUUAAGACCGGAGCCGAGAGGAAGGAAGCGGCUGAGAGCACUCUGUUGGCCUACAAAUCCGCUCAGGAUAUCGCUCUCACUGAACUGGCUCCUACUCACCCGAUCAGAUUGGGACUUGCGCUUAACUUCUCUGUCUUUUACUACGAAAUUCUCAAUUCACCUGAUCGUGCUUGUAACCUUGCUAAGCAGGCUUUUGACGAGGCAAUCUCUGAGUUGGACACGUUGGGAGAGGAAUCAUACAAGGACAGUACAUUGAUCAUGCAACUCCUCCGUGACAACCUGACCCUCUGGACUUCCGACAUCAACGACGAGGCCGGAGAUGAGAUCAAGGAUGCCUCGAAAGGGGAAGCGGAAGAGGGGCAACAGGCGGCGCAGGCAGCAGCUCCACCAGCGCAGUGAUGUGAGUGAGACAGGUCCCAUGAGUACAAAUACCGAAUAUCAUUGCCCUAAAUUCACAGAUCAGUAGUUUUUAUUUCUGUCUCUCUGGAAGAUGUGGGUUUGUAGAAGCAGAAGUUUCGAUUUUUCUAUGGAAAACUCUUUUCUUUCUUGGUGGUGGAGCUUUGAGUGUUGUUUACUUUGGACUUGGGGAGGAAGGAAGAAAGAAUGUCACAGUGAAUGGAUUUGGGAUUUGUGAUGUGCUUCUAAAAAGUAAAAGCUGCCCCUUUGAUUUUGGUGGAGGAUACAAGUUA
Molecule: messenger RNA, 1276 nt
Organism: Tarenaya hassleriana
Lineage: Eukaryota; Viridiplantae; Streptophyta; Magnoliopsida; Brassicales; Cleomaceae
Product: 14-3-3-like protein
Exons: 5
Coding region: 168-986 (272 amino acids)
Biological process (GO): signal transduction
Cellular component (GO): cytoplasm
Source: RefSeq, a predicted model, not a curated record